UAGUACAACUAGUUUUUGUAGCGUGUAAAUAACUCUCCCUUACCUACACUCCAACACAACACAUACUAAUCAAUAAUCACGUAUUUUAAUUUCUUCUCAACAUGCCAAGGCCUCUUCUUGUUUCCAAUCUUCACAAUCUUCUUCUAUAUUCAUCAUCCAUGUCCUACACAACAAUUCUCUUUCUUGUUCUUUCUAUUUUUUCUAUAUUUUCCAUCAUCACUUUUCUAUGUGGUACUAAGAACUUGAAGAAUCUCUACAUGGAGGAAGAACCAACGACGGCGUUUUCGAGCAACGAAAACAAGAUGAUUUCUAAAAUAAAAACGAAAAUUAAUAGAAGAACACUUUCAAUGAUGAAGAUGCUAUAUUGGAGAAAAUUACAAGCUGAAGAAUUAGAGGAAGGAAACCAAGAUGAUGAUGAAGAAGCAGCUCUUUGGAAGAAGAAUAUCUUGAUGGGAGAAAAGUGUCGACCUAUAGAUGAAGAAAAUUAGUAGUAAUUUUUUAAUUUAUAUGUGUAAGGGCUUUGUUUUGGAUUUUUCAUAUGUUAUGGUUUUUUAUUUGAAGGGUUAGAUUCAAAGUUUAUUGAUCAAUUUUUUCAUGAA
This is a messenger RNA of Lathyrus oleraceus (garden pea), 599 nucleotides long. RefSeq lists its product as uncharacterized. Bases 102 to 488 code for a protein of 128 amino acids. The transcript has a single exon. The record is from RefSeq and is a predicted model, not a curated record. Lineage: Eukaryota; Viridiplantae; Streptophyta; Magnoliopsida; Fabales; Fabaceae.